Xenopus laevis (African clawed frog) is the source of this 1257-nucleotide messenger RNA. RefSeq names its product protein P54-like. The transcript has a single exon. The coding region runs from base 1 to 1257 and encodes 418 amino acids. Lineage: Eukaryota; Metazoa; Chordata; Amphibia; Anura; Pipidae. The record is from RefSeq and is a predicted model, not a curated record.
AUGGAUCCCUCACCAGAAACAGAGGAAUCUAUACCUGUUACUGCUGAAGCAGCUGACAUACUAGAAUCGGAACAGACUGCUAAACGCAGAAUCAAACCAUCUGUUAAACGCAUAGAAACGUAUGAGGCACGAAAGGAUGAAAUUAAUGAUGGUCUGUCUGACCUAUGGAAUAAAACAGAUCACUGCAUAACCGUCACUGAUGAGACAGGCAAUACUAGACUGCAACUCACUGAUGCACUAAUAAGACUAAAGACUGCUUAUUCUAACUAUAAGAGACGUGCAGAGAAAUAUUCUUCCUUCUUGUCCAAUGCCCGUAUGAAAGAAGCAUUGCAAGAGCUGAAUGCUUUUACUAUCAUGGACCAUCAGAGACUAAUUACUUUCCUGCAAACAACAACCAGGCUGGAGACCAGAAUUGCACAGUUACAGGAUAAUGCAUCCAAGGCCUCCACUUCCUCUAGAAGGUCUAAAGGACCAUCUAGAGCACUGCAUUCCGUUUCACAGAAAUCAUCCCUAAGCAGCCAGAUAAUAAGGGCCAGAGCAGAAGCGGAGGCAGCCAAGGUCCAAGCUCAAUGCAUCAAAAGGGAAGCGGCGCUCAAGGCACAUAUAGCAAACACUCAAGCAGAGGCCGUCCGAAAACAAGCUGAGACUGAAGCAGAGGCUGCUCGCAAGCAAGCUGAGAAUCAAGCAGAAGCAGCUCGCAAUCAGGCGGAAGCAGAAGCACAGCUGGAAGUCCUCCAGAAGGAAAGAGAGGCAGCAGCAGCCAUCGCAAAACUAAAUGUUCUAGAACAAGCCUUUGAAGAGGAAGAGCUGGAAGUGGAUCGUCCUUGUCUGACAACCCCAGCAGACCCAGUCAUGAGAACUUUACGGUUUGUCUUAGAUCAAGAAGUCAGAGGAACGACCUUUCCUACAAUUGUAGACCCUGCAUACAUUUCUCCAGGGCAUCGAAUUGAAGAUCUUGUGUUUUGUUCCAGAGAAGCUCAAACAACUGAAUUAGCCAACCCGCACACCCACCAAACUAAAGGGUCCAGUGAACCAGCUUAUGCUACAGGACACACCCUUAGAGAUGAAGGGGAAACAAAACCUACCCCUGGAUCCUAUACAAGGCAGCCUUCAUCUUCUCCAAACACAAAAUCUUUGUCCGGACUAAACCCAUCUGCAGCACCUUUCCCCCCUCCAACUCCUAAGGUUGAAGUACCAGAAGUAAGAGCUCAUAUAAAAAGGAAAGGACUAAUAUGUCUGAAUUCGCCAAAUACAUGA